ACCUCCUGAGUUAUAUGUUGAUUGUGAUGUUUUUUUGAGAUUUUCUUCACUCUGACUUAGUGUCAUGUGGUUUGGGUAGUUGUUGUCAACCUCCUGGACAAAUUUGACAGCUGUUCAUCAUUCUGUAUUGGAGUAAUAUCACUAUGUUUUCUGCCCGAUCUUGGACUGUUUUACUGGUGUAUUUGAUGCUCAGUCCCAGUGCAGGGAUUACAGUUGAGAGACCUGCUGUUGUUCAAUUCACACAUUGGACAAUAGAUGAUGGACACAUAAUGAAUACAGUGACAAUGGAUGAGCGCAUGAUAUCAAUGCCUAGUGGUGUCAAGUCUAGCUCCUUUGCCAAUGGACAUGACAAGCAUGUAUGUUAUACUAAGCAAGCUAUUUACUCUCUCCGUCAGAGCCCAGGAUCUUGUCAUCUAUCACCUGAUACUUAUACUCGUAUCAAGGAGUUGGGUAUAUGUCGAAUGAGAGGUAGGAGAGGUGGACGGCAUACAUGUAUUCAAGAAAGGAUUGUAAAUGGUUGUACAAAGAAGCAUGCAGGUACAGUCGAGGGAAUGACGACACAAUCCCUGUAAUUGUGAGCUCUUACAAGAGAAAAGCUACCUCUGAUAAUCUAGUGCCUGUUAAAAGAGAGAAGUAUGAUAAACUGAAUGUUCAUCUAUGGAAUUGUCAUUCACUCAGGAACAAAACAUUCCUUCUGACUGAUUACAUCUUAGAGAACAACGUUGACAUCAUGUUUCUGACUGAAACAUGGUUGAAAAGUGAGGAUCCAGUGGUGAUCAAUGAGAGUACUCCAUCAGGCUAUACCUUCAUGAAUGCACCACGUGGAAGAGAUGAUGCUCAUGGUGGAAUUGCCGUCAUUUACAAAACUCAGCUCAGCCUGUCUGUCAUCAAACUUAAACUGAGACAUGAUACUUAUGAGCAUAUCUGUGUUACUGAUCCAUCACGGAUGGUUUGCUAUGUGGUUGUCUACAGACCACCUCCUUCUAUGCGGAAUUCCCUCAAAACUAGUGAAUUCUUUUAAUAGCUGAUUUUGAUGAACUUGUGAAAGAACUUUCUGCAAGUUCGUCCAAAGUCCUCUUACUCGGAGAUUUCAAUAUUCAUGUAGACAUUCCAAGUAAACCUGAGGCAAUGCAGUUUCUCUCAUCCCUUGAUGAAGCUGGCCUUUGCCAAGUUGGCAAUGCCAACACAUCCAGGGCCCUACCCACAGGUGCGGUCAUACACUUGAUCUGAUUAUUCCUAAGGACAAUGAUGAUUCCUUUGUGAAUUCCUGCUGGAUUCGAGAGAAGUUAUAUUCUGAUCAUCAUUUUCUUGGCUGUGUACUUGACGUGGCAAAACCAAAGUUACAGAAUGUGACAUCUGUUUCCCGUAAUUUCCGUAGCCUCAACAAGGAUUCUCUAUGUUCUGAGAUAGCUGAAGCAUUUGUGGACUUUCCUUUUCAAGGUACUGCAGAUGAACAGGUUACAUUUUACAACAAUGCAAUCUCUACAGUACUGGAUACCCUGUGUCCAGCCACCAAAAGGACCCACAAAUUUCGUUCUCAUCCUCCAUGGUAUAGUGAUGAGAUUUAUGAAGCGAGACGUACUACAUGUAGACGAAGGCUUGAAAAGGUGUGGUCUAAGAAUCGCACCACUGAUAAUCGUCAUAAAUACCUGAACCAGAUCCACACGAUAGACAAGCUUGUCAAGCAAGCAAAGUCAUCAUUCUACAAUGACCAAUUGAGUGAUGCUGAUACUAAGAAAAUAUUUGGCGCUCUGAAUGUGCUCUUGGACAGGUCUCCGAAAAUCCUUCCGGUACAUGCAUCUGCUCAAGAUCUCUCCAACAGAUUUGCCACUCAUUUUAGCAGUAAAGUUGCACUGAUAAGGGAGGCUUUAUUAUCAGUUUCUCCCUCAACUGAUCCUACUCCGCCUGUUUCGGAAGAUCUUCACCCUGGAGAAAAUCCUGCCGCAAGUGGAGGAGAGCUAUCAGCCUUUGUAUCCGCGUCAGCUGAUGCCGUCAGGAAGAUUAUCAUGUCAUCGCCAAACAAAUCUUGCUCACUUGACCCUGUUCCCGUGUGGUUGGUGAAAGAGAAUAUUGACCAUAUUAUUUUGACCAUACUUCACGCUUGUCAGGCACUAGUGUGGAUGGUUAUAAGAAGAUUCAGCAUCCUGUUACAGACUGGUCUAUACGGUACAUGCCGUACCCUGUUCACAUUCCCAAGGCCAAGGCUGAGUAGAGAUUACACAACGUGUAGGAUGUCUCAAGCUCCAUUAUCAUCACGGGUCAAUCCCACAACUGGAGCACUGGAGUGGGUGGUGGAGGAUGAGAGCUACGAUUAUCAUCAAGAGAUUGCUCGCUCAGCUUACACUGAUAUGCUCCAUGAUGAUGAGAGGAAUAAGAAAUACUAUGAGGGUAUCCGCCGUGCUAUAUCCAUCAUACGAGGGCGGGGCCAGGAGGUGAGAGUUCUGGAUAUUGGCACAGGGACAGGGCUUCUGGCAAUGAUGGCAGCAAAAUGUGGUGCAGAUUCAGUUUAUGCAUGUGAAGCAUUCCCACCCAUUGCAGAGGCAGCCAAGAAGAUCAUUGAUGUGAAUGGGUUUGCAGAUAAAAUCACUGUCAUCUCAAAACGUUCAACUGAAGUCACCGUCGGCCCAGAUGGUGACAUGCCAGUGAGAGCAAAUAUUCUUGCUACAGAAGUAUUUGAUACAGAGCUUAUUGGGGAAGGGGCUGUUCCGACAUAUCUGCAUGCUCACAAAUGUCUCUUGACUGAUGACUGCAUAUGCGUUCCUCAUAAAGCAGUCGUAAAAGCUCUUCUUGUCCAGUCUGAUUUCAUCUGGAGAUGGCACAAGUUCCAGCCGAUUCAAAUCUCCGGCUGUGAAGGCAUUGUACCACAUCCUGACAUGACAUCAUGCUCCGGGGCAGCAUCUGUCCAUGAUAUUCAGCUCAGUCAGGUGUCACCUGACCAGUUCCAGCCAAUCACAGAGCCUCUAAGUGUGAUCGAUUUCAAUUUCACACAGGGGGAUUUUACUGGGAGUCGAACAAGGACAGUCAGCUGUGAAAGCUUGAUGUCGGGCAAGUGCCAAGGUGUAUUCAUGUGGUGGGAUCUUACUAUGGACACUGAAGGCAAAGUGUUACUAAGCACUGCUCCUACAUGGUGUCAUCAAGAUGGAUCUGAAGCACAAUGGAGGGAUCACUGGAUGCAAGCUGUUUACUUCUUAGAUCAGCCUGUUCAAGUCAACAAAGGUGAUACUGUUUCCUUGACAAUGACCCACGAUGAUUACAGCCAAUGGUUUGAGGUAAGCAGCGGAGAGAAAGAACCAUCAUCUCAUCAGACCAGACCAAUCUGUCGUUGUGGAGCUCAUGUCGUCUGGAGUAGACCAAGAUUUGGUAUGCUCAACGAUCAACACAGAACCAACAAGUUUGUCACAGCUAUGAAAAAGAUUAUUACCAAUGAUAGUGUGUGUCUUAACAUUAGCGAUGGUUCCAUGUUGCCUCUGUUAGCUGCAAGAUUAGGAGCAAAGCAAGUUUACGGUAUUGAAUCUUCAUCUCUGUGUAGACGUGUCAUGGAAAAGGUCAUAGAGGUCAACAGCUUGAAGUCAAAGGUCAAACUAUUAGACCAAAGAGCACAAGAUCUUUCAGUAGCUGAUCUGGAUGGCAAUAAGGUCGAUGUACUCUUGGCUGAGCCUUUCUUCCUUACAAGUCUUUUACCCUGGCAUAAUCUCUACCUAUGGUAUGCUUGGUCUGCUCUGCGUCCUCUCCUCGCACCCAAUGUCAAAAUGCUGCCCUCUAGAGGUAAACUCAUGGGCAUUGCCAUUCAGUUUGAUGACCUUUGGAAGUUUCAUGCCCCAGUGAGGACUCUAGAGGACUUUGAUGUCAGAAUCUUUGAUGAUAUAGUACAGAAGUCAUCCGAGUGCACUGAUGCACCUACGGAACCUCAUCAUCUCUGGGAGUAUCCUGGUCGACGGUUGACCCAACAGUUUGAACUCAUGACCUUUGACUUCUCCAAACCAAUUCCUGAAGGGAAGUCGGUAAGGAAUGGAGUCGUUGAUUUCUGCAGGGAUGGAACCUGUCAUGGCAUUGCAUUGUGGAUGGAGUACGACUUGGAUGACACAACAACUAUCUCCACUGGACUACAAGAUAAAAUCAAAGGGUCUGGUGAGAAUAGUAGUAGACUAGUCUGGGACAUGCAUAGCAAGCAAGGUGUCCAUUUCAUCAAGGCUAACCCGGAAGUGAAAGAAGACGAGAGUUUGAACUUUGAGGUCACAUUCAAUACUUUGAGUGGAAAUCUUCAUUUCAACUUUGAAAUGGAUCAAAGAGAGAGAUGAUGGUCGAGUUUUUCCCUGCUGUUGGAUUCCCACAUGCUUGCCUAACAAAGACACAUACUGACAUGAUCUUCAUGGAAGGAGUCCUGCAGAAACGAUGUUUUUGAAACCAAGAAAAUACAAGAGAUGAAUUCUAUGGUAACCCUCACAGAUCAGGACCUGUAACACAAAGCUUUAAUAGCAAUCAUAGACAUUUUUUUCCGAUUAAUUGAAUUGACUACAAAGUACAAUCAAUCGUGAAAUUCAAGCAAACUAUUAAUUGCUAAUCUCUGUGUACUGUACACUGAUCAUAUCAAUUUUUUUAGUCUAUGAAACUUUUACAAUUUUUUUCAGUUUCGUAGUUUAUUUAUAUGGCUCAUCAUUAUUUAUACUCUACUGAGUGAGUCAGAAAACUAAAUUUCAAAGUUAUAGAAAUAAAUGUGUCAUGAACACGUAAUUAUUACAUGUGUCCUGAGUAUCUUCUACUAAACAAGAUGAUACCAUCUUUAUGUGGCAUAUGUUUAUGCCUUUAUAAUCAGGAGGUAUUCUUUGCUCUGAUGGGCAAUUUGAUUUGUGUCAAAGUAUGGCAUGACUGAAAUGAAUGAAUGGCCGAGGUUCCAGAGUCUCUCUAAAUUAAACUCUAAAUAUUGUUCAUUGCCAUUUUCCUCUACAAAUGGUUGGAAAAACUUGAAUUGGCAAAUAUUUAAAUCAAGCAAAAUGCACGCUUAAGCCUAUUUCUAAACCUGCUUAUGAGAUUGGAGUUUUUCUUGAGCAAAGUACUCGGCUGGCAAGCAGUGGAAAUGCAUAAGUUGCAUUGUUGUGCUUAGAAGCUUAGAUUAGUCUACGAUUUGUCCAUCUCAGUUUUUGCUUCGUAUGGGGCUUUAAAAAGAAAUAUCAAGUUCAUUAGGACCUAUUGUAUCGAAAUUAUGCAUUUACAUUUGUUAAUAUAAAUAAUAUGAUGAAUAGAUUCCUGAGGUGAGGCUGUGUUCAAAAUAUUGUAAAAAGCAGUACAUUUGGAGAAAUGGCCCAAACAAGACCAAAAAGAUCAUACUAGAAUAAUUAAAAACAUUCAAAUUUCAUUAUAUUUGAUUCUUCCAGAUCAUGAUAGUUUAUAAACAGCUUGGGUAUUUUGUGCAUGUGGCACCUUGAUAGAAGAGUAUAUAUAGCUUGAUUCUCACAACUAAUGCUCAUUCUCCCGAAGACGAGAAGAACACACUUAUCAAAACAUCGAGUUUAGGUGGUCCUAUUCAGGUCCAACACACGCCCAUGGAAGAAUACAUGGUGUACCGUGAAACCGCUACACUGUUUUCUGUACGUGUUGAAAAUAUGCAAGAUAAUUUUUGUAUUACAUAGCAAAUUAUUCAUUCAUUGUGUGUUUUUCAGACAAUAGCACAUCCAUCAAACUGAAUAAAACUUUUCGUACAACCUAUUUGUGUUGGUUUAGGGUGGCUUUGAAAAGUGAUUCUAAAAAGAGGCAUAUGUACUGACAUUUGAGCAUUAUACAGUAGGUGCUGAAGAUUUUGUAUGUUUAAUGGAUUGUUAUUUUAGUCAGUCUUGCCCACAUGCGAUUUAUGCACAUUCUCCUCUCCCCGGGGAGUAUAGCAGCCAUGCAUGGGUGUGAGGUACUCUUAUUUCUGGCCAAAUACAAUAUUUUUACAUUCCACUCAGUUGUACAACAUUGACUGAAUUUUGUUGGAAUGUAACUGAACUAUGCAGAGACUCCAGGACCCUGUCUUUCACAGAGUUACGAUUGAUCCAAUCAAUCACGAUUGAUCCAAUCAAUCGUAAUUAUAUGGAAAUCCAUCAGUUUCAUACUUUUUUCUAAAGAAAAUUUGCACAAUGUCCUUUGUAAAAAGAGUAGCAUAAUGAAUUUUAAAGGAAGCAAUGAAUGCAUGAAUAUACAUCAUAAUUAGAAAAUAUUUUGAACAUGCACAAUAGAUGUUGACGUUGCUGGCCGUCCACAGUUGUGAUCGAUCAGAUCAAUCGCAACUCUUUGUAAGACGGGGCCCAAACAUGCAUAGGAUUGGAAGACUUGAAAGUGACAAUUUUGUUUUUCUGGAAUGGGAGAGAUGUUGGCGUGAUGUUUCAAGCCAUCAUGGACUGUAUUAAAACUUUCUGCUUGUAGCAU
This is a messenger RNA of Lytechinus variegatus (green sea urchin), 6402 nucleotides long. RefSeq names its product protein arginine N-methyltransferase 7-like (gene prmt7). The record is from RefSeq and is a predicted model, not a curated record. Lineage: Eukaryota; Metazoa; Echinodermata; Echinoidea; Temnopleuroida; Toxopneustidae. Gene Ontology annotation, biological process: peptidyl-arginine methylation. The coding region runs from base 2007 to 4298 and encodes 763 amino acids. The transcript is spliced from 13 exons. Gene Ontology annotation, molecular function: protein-arginine omega-N monomethyltransferase activity.